Messenger RNA from Plasmodium coatneyi, 3726 nucleotides. Its product is annotated as U5 small nuclear ribonuclear protein. Gene Ontology annotation, molecular function: translation elongation factor activity; U5 snRNA binding; GTPase activity. Lineage: Eukaryota; Apicomplexa; Aconoidasida; Haemosporida; Plasmodiidae. The transcript has a single exon. Bases 1 to 3726 code for a protein of 1241 amino acids. Gene Ontology annotation, cellular component: U2-type catalytic step 2 spliceosome; cytosol; U4/U6 x U5 tri-snRNP complex. Gene Ontology annotation, biological process: mRNA splicing, via spliceosome. The record is from RefSeq and is a predicted model, not a curated record.
AUGGAGUCGAAGAAGAACCUGUACGAUGAGUUCGGAAAUUACAUAGGGGAAGACAUCGACAGCGAUGGAGACUACUCAGAUGGGGAGGAGGAGGAGGACGUAAGUGACGGAGUGGACCAGGAGGCAGAUUCCGAUUUGGAUGGAAAUAGCGAUGCAGAUAGUGACGAACGUAGCGAUGAGGAUAGCGAUGCGGGGAGGGGAAAAGCAAAAGAAAGAAGAAGGAAAAAAAAAAGGGGGAAAAACGAAACUGGUAGUGAUGACAGCGAAGGUAGUCAUGCCGAAAGUGAGGAAGAAAGUGACGAAGGAGAGGGAAAGCGCCUUGGGGAUAAUAUGGAUGAACUGCAGAGAGCGUACGAAGGGGUGGAAGUGUUCGUAGAACAGGAAGAUACACAAGACAUAGAAGAAGCAACAAUCAAUAAAAUAAACACAAACGUAGAACGAAUCAGCUUUAUUAAGAAGCUGGACGUAGAGGCGAACAGGAAGAACUUCGACUUGAUCGAAACGAGUCUCCCCAACAACACAUUCAGUUUUAAAUACAUGUCCCAAUUGAUGAACCAAACGCAGUUUAUAAAAAAUAUUUGUAUAGCGGGGCACUUUCAUCAUGGGAAGACGACCCUCAUAGAUAGGAUAAUCGAAUUUACUCGAGAGAAAAAGGAAAACAAAACGAAAUUAACAUAUGGAAAUGGAACAGCAAGCGGGGGGAACCCGAACAGCGGCACAGUAAGCUUCUUUAACGUGAAUACAGAAAUGGAGGGAGUACUAAUAAGAAAAAAUAAUCCUGGAAAGAAUAAUUCCUCCAUGAUGACUCCUUUUAAUACGAAAAAAAUAGACCACCUAAUAAACUACACAGAUACAAGGCUAGACGAACAAGCAAGAGGAUUGUCCAUCAAGGCAAUUCCCAUAUCCCUCAUUCUGCAGAAUAAAAUGUAUGAAAAUAUUCCUAGUAAUAUUUUACUAAAUAAAAAAAAAAAUAAUUUAAAGUAUAAAUCGUACCUUUUUAACAUUAUGGAUACACCAGGACAUGUAAAUUUCUUCGAUGAGUUUCUCUGUGCAGUGAAUAUCUGUGAAUGUUGCUGCUUGGUGGUGGAUGUGACAGAUGGGUGCAUGUAUGUGACGGAAAAUGUGAUUAAGACGUGCAUUUACGAGAAUGUGAAGAUCGUAUUAAUCCUUAACUGCAUAGAUAAGCUAAUAAUGGACUUACGUUUACCCCCGAAUGAUGCAUACCACAAGAUUAACUACACUAUUGAGGAGAUUAACAAGAAAAUAGAAUCCUUCUGCGAUAUGUUAAAUAAGAGUGUAAAGGAGAAGAAGAAAUUUCUUCUAUCUCCCCUGAAGAACAAUGUCCUGUUCGCUUCCAGCAUUUAUGGCGUUUUUUUUACCCUCAAAUCGUUCAGUAAAAUUUAUUGUAAUUUAUACAACGCGUACAAUAUCGAUAUUGAUGAAUUCGCACAACACCUCUGGGGAGACAUUUAUUUCAACGAGAAGGACUUCUCUUUCGUUUCCUCUCCACUGUAUUCAAAUCAGAGGAGGUCAUUUGUGGAAUUUAUCUUAAACCCAAUUUAUAAAAUUUUCGGAUAUGUUUGCUCAGAAGAAAAAGAAUUCCUCAUUCCUUUUUUAAAAAAUUUUAACAUUACUUUAAAAAAAAAUGACUACCUUUUUAACAACAAAUAUCUUCUCAAAAAAAUAAAUGGGAUGAUAUUUGAAGAUACGACUGCGUUCGUCGAUGUCAUUUUGGACAAUUGCCCCUCCCCAGUGGAAAAUGCGAAACAGAAGACCAGGCAAAUUUACUCAGGUUCGCUGAAAACGAAGUUAUGUUACGACAUGAUGAGAUGCCUCAAGGGGGACAAAACGGAUAAUUUGAUGAUUUACAUAAUUAAGAAUUACCACCGACCGGAGUGCAUCAUUUUGGACCUCUUCGGUAGGGUCAUGUGUGGCACCAUCAGGAAGGGACAAACUGUGCGUAUCUUGGGGGAGGGUUACAGCCCUAGUGAUGACGAAGAUAUGAUAACAAGAGUGGUUACUCAUUUGUGGAUUUACGAGGGAAGAUAUCGGGUUGAGGUCGAUGAGGUCCCUGCAGGCAAUUUCGUUCUCAUUGGAGGUGUUGACAUUUGCAUAAACAAAACGUGCACCAUAACGAAUGUGAAGAAGAAAAAAAAUGGACCCGCAAAAGGGCUGAAGAAGGAUCAGCUGAGCGGAACCAAAGUAACGGGAAUUUUACCCACUUCAAAACCUGGAAACAGUUUGAAAAAGGAAGAAAGAACAAUCCUUCUCGAUGAGGAGGAAGAAACGGAGAUAUUCUACCCCUUACAUAGAAAAUUCAAGUAUAUAAAUUGUGCCAACUCCGUUUUUAAAGUUGCUUGUGAACCUAUUAACCCAUCGGAACUUCCCAAAAUGUUGGAAGGACUCAGAAAAAUUGAUAAAACCUAUCCUUUGUCGAGUACCAAAGUGGAGGAGUCCGGUGAACACAUCAUCCUGGGGACAGGGGAACUAUACUUGGACUGCAUUCUGCACGACUUGAGGAAGCUUUAUGGAGAUUUGGAAAUUAAGGUGUCCGACCCUGUGGUGCAGUUUAACGAAACGGUUAUCGAAACGUCCGCUCUGAACUGCUUUGCGGAGACACCAAAUAAGAAGAACAAAAUUCAUAUGAUUGUGGAACCGAUGCAGAAGGAGCUGACGGAUGACAUUGUGCAGGGGCUGGUCCACCUGAACAAGGGCGAACGAGACGCCAACGUGGAGGAGUACUUACGCACCGUUGACCGGCUUCUGCUGGAGGAGGGAGAGGCGCAAAAUGCAGGGUCAUCGGAACAGGCGGUAGACGAAUCGGACAAAUCGGACGAGCCGAACGAAUCGGACGCAUCCGACGAAUCCAACGAAGUGGAUCUAAACGGAGCAAACGAAGGAGAACCCCCCACGGAGCAGCGCACACACACACUGAAUUACAACCUAGACAAGAACGUUAUCUCCCUCCUCAGGGAUAAGCACAACUGGGAUAUGCUGUCCAUAAGAUCCAUUUGGGCCUUCGGUCCGGAAAACAACAGCCCAAACGUCCUAGUGGACGACACCUUAUAUAAAGAAACGAAUAAAGAAAACCUGUACUCCAUUAAGGAAAAUAUCAUUCAAGGAUUUUGUUGGGCCACGAAGGAGGGACCUCUAAUCGAAGAGUGCAUGAAAAAUGUGAAGGUAAAAAUUUUAAAAGGUGAAAUAGAUGAUGACCCAAUAAAUAGAGGAGCUGGACAAAUUAUACCAACAACGAGGAGAGCUAUAUAUUCGUCCUUUUUACUGGCUACCCCGAGGUUAAUGGAACCCAUUUUGUUCACAGAAAUUAUUUGCUCAGGUGAUUCUGUUUCAUCUGUUUAUAAUGUGUUGUCUAGAAGAAGAGGACAUGUAUUGAAAGAUUUCCCCAAAGUGGGAACCCCCCUGUAUAUGGUUCACGCGUACUUACCAGCAAUUGAGUCCUUUGGGUUCGAAACUGAUUUAAGGACACACACAAGUGGACAGGCAUUUUGCUUGAGUAUGUUUGACCAUUGGCAUAUUGUCCCAGGGGAUCCCCUAGACAAGUCAGUCAUACUGAGACCCCUGGAGCCGGCGCCCAUUCAGCAUCUGGCCCGGGAAUUUUUGCUAAAAACGAGGAGGAGGAAAGGGUUAACCGAGGAUGUUACGAUUAACAGGUUCUUCGAUGACCCGAUGCUGCUAAACAUAAAGGACGAAUUCGCGGAAUAUUUCUGA